Messenger RNA from Pangasianodon hypophthalmus (striped catfish), 5695 nucleotides. RefSeq names its product laminin, gamma 3 (gene lamc3). The record is from RefSeq and is a predicted model, not a curated record. Bases 499 to 5433 code for a protein of 1644 amino acids. Lineage: Eukaryota; Metazoa; Chordata; Actinopteri; Siluriformes; Pangasiidae. The transcript is spliced from 28 exons.
GUGUUUAUGUGUGUGUGUGUGUCCCAUUGAAUGUGUUAGAUGGGAAACAUGUUUUGAGUCUUCAGGAAAGAAAGGAGGAAUGAAGAUUGCUCCACAUGAGAGAGAAACGUUUCAAACUUUUCACAACUUUUAUGUUCCUAUUACAUGCAUGUGAGUGUGUGGAGCUUCUUUUGUAUUCCUGAAAAAAAAAAAAAGACACGGUUUGUGAACUGCAUGGCACUACUCAUUUCUAUGUAAUGCAUGUUUUUUCAGAAACGUAUUUAGUCUUGUCACUGAUUCUAACAUUGCGGUUAAAUGCUCAAGCAUGCAUGUGCGUACAUCUGAGUGUGUGUCUGUAUUAAUAAAUAUGCUGUUAAUAAUCAGAUAUUCAGUUUCAUGUGUUUGAGGCAGGCUUUCCUUUUCAUUUCUUUUCCCAUUUCUUAUGUCCACUAAACUUUACUUUACUUACAGUAGUAAUUUACUUUAGCUUAUUUUACCUCUUUCGCUGCUGCAUAAAACAUGUAUUCCACUACAUUUUCCUUUGCUGUCUCCAUCCUUUUUCUUUUAUUCCUCUCAUAUUCAUAUGUUUUUGCUGGGAUGGACUCCUGCCACGAUGAGGAAGGCACACCAAGUGUCUGCAUGCCUAAAUUUGAGAACGCGGCUUUCAACCGUACCAUAAUUGUUUCAAACGUGUGCGGCUCUCCUCCUGAGGACUACUGCAUGCAAACGGGUUCCACACGCUCCUGUCGGCAUUGUGACGCUUCAGACUUUGAGACAAACCACAAUGCCACCUACCUGAAUGACUUCCACAGUGAUGAGGAACCUACCUGGUGGCAAAGCCAGUCCAUGUUCUACGGAGUGCAGUACCCCAACUCUGUCAAUCUAACACUACACUUAGGUAAAGCCUAUGAGAUCACAUACGUCCGGUUGAAGUUCUACACCAGCCGUCCAGAGAGUUUUGCCAUUUACAAACGUACAAAUGAGACAGCAUCUUGGCAGCCAUACCAGUACUACAGUGCAUCCUGCCGUAAGACCUAUGGGAGGGACUCCAAGGGCUUCAUCCGACCUGGAGACGAGGAGAGAACGGCACUCUGUACGGAUGAGUUUAGCGACAUCUCUCCACUAACAGGAGGAAAUGUAGCUUUUUCUACCCUUGAAGGAAGACCCAGUGCCUACAACUUUGACCAGAGCCCAGUGCUACAGGAAUGGGUGACAGCUACAGACCUACUGAUCUCUUUGAACAGGCUGAACACCUUUGGAGAUGAGUUCUUCAAGGAUGCCAAAGUGCUACGCUCCUACUUUUAUGCCAUCUCUGACUUUUCUGUGGGGGGCAGAUGCAAGUGUAAUGGGCAUGCCAGCGAAUGUGUGCCAAAUGAGCAAGGCCGUUUGGUGUGUGUGUGUGAGCACUACACUGCUGGGACGGAUUGCCAACAUUGUGCCACGUUCUACCGGGACCGUCCGUGGGCUCGUGCCACUGCAGACUCUGCCAACCAGUGUGUUAAGUGUAACUGCAGUGGCCGUGCGGACGAGUGCGUGUUCGAUGCGGAGCAGUACCGCAGUACAGGUAGUGGUGGACGGUGUAUUGGCUGUAGGGACAACACAGCAGGGCCGCAUUGCGAACGGUGCAGAGAAAACUUCUACAGAUCGUCUCCACUGCUUCCCUGCAACAACUGCAGCUGUAACACUAUGGGCUCUGUGAGUCUGCAGUGUCAUGAGGAAGGUGUGUGUCUCUGCAGACCGAGUGUGAUGGGGGUAAAGUGUGACGUCUGCAGACCUGGCUUCCACUCCCUCGGACCAGGGGGCUGCAGGUUGUGUGAGUGUGAUGAAAGGGGCAGUGUAGGUGUGUGCUCAGCUGGAGAUGGAAGGUGCCACUGCAAAUCCAACGUGGAAGGACACUCGUGUGGCAGGUGCAAACCUGGCUCCUUCAACCUCCAACUCGAUAACCCACAUGGCUGUCAGAUGUGCUUCUGCUUUGGCCACUCACUAGCAUGUUCAUCCUCCAAUCAGCAUGUGACCUUCAACAUUACCUCCAACUUCCUUGAGGACACCGAUGGCUGGCUUGGUGAGUUCUCAGGACAUCAGGAAGCCUCCUUGAUAUGGAAAGAGGGAGAAGUCUACCUGCUACCUUACAGUGAGGAGGACGUCGGAUACUAUAAAGCACCAGCAAAGUUUCUGGGAAACCAACUGCUGAGUUAUGGUCAGCACCUUACCUUGUCAUUUACGGCUGAAUCAAGUGAGCUGUUGCCCAAGAUUGUGACUGUGGCUCUUGAAGGAUCUGGACUGUCAGUCAGUGCCAACUUGUUUUCGAAGCAGUAUGUGGACAGUCAGCCUAGCCACACCCCUCGUAACAUCUUCACACUCAGGUUAACCGAAACAGAGGUUUAUCCAUCACUCACUCCAUUUGAGUUUCGACGUUUGCUCAACAACUUGACUGCGCUACACAUCAGCAAUGUGGGAGGACAAAACUAUACAUCCCAGCUGUCUGGCGUGACAUUGACCUCUGCGACACUGGCUGAGCCCUACUCCGACAUCCACCUUGCCCCACCUGCCCCCUGGGUUGAGAUGUGUGCAUGCCCACCAGGAUUCAUGGGACAAUUUUGCGAGCUGUGUGCACCAGGUUUUACCCGAGACAGUCCUAACGGCGGGCCGUAUUCUCCCUGUGUGCCAUGUAACUGUAACCAGCAUGGGACGUGCCAUCCAGAAACAGGUGUCUGUGACUGCACAGACUUCACAACCGGUCCCUCUUGUGAGCGUUGUCAGGAUGGUUACUAUGGGAACGCACUGACUGGCAGCCCAGGAGACUGUGCGCCCUGCCCCUGCCCAGGCCGUACCACUUGUGCCCAGAUGCCAGAGACAGGGGAGGUUGUAUGUACCAAUUGCCCAGCAGGACAGAGGGGAAUCAGAUGCGAGUUAUGUGAAGACGGGUUCUACGGCGACCCACUUGGCUGGCAAGGCGAGGUGCGGCUGUGUGUAAGGUGCGAGUGUAACGAGAACACGGACCCCAAUGCUGUAGGUGUGUGCGAUCACGUGACUGGACGCUGCCUCAAAUGUUUAGGACACACAGAUGGGGACCAUUGUGAAAAAUGCCAAAGCGGUUACUAUGGAAAUGCUCUGGAUAGGAGUCUGAGGCCUUCCCAAAAGUGUCUGCCCUGUCUCUGUAACCCGGCUGGCACUUUGGGGUCAGUGAAUGAGUGUGAUCCUCACACAGGAAGAUGUUUGUGCCUGAGGCACGUGACAGGAAGAGACUGUGGACAGUGUGAGUUCGGCUACUUCAACCUGCGGCCAGGGCUGGGUUGUGACAGCUGUAACUGCAAUCCCAUUGGCUCCCCAUCCCUAGCGUGUCACCCAAUCACAGGCCAGUGCACGUGUCGGACAGGUAUUAAGGGCAAAAUGUGUGAUGCCUGUCAAAUGGGAUUCUUUGGCUUUUCCUCCAGAGGAUGCAGAGCCUGUAAUUGUGACCCAAUGGGAUCAGCGUCCAUGCAGUGCCACGCCAACGGGACAUGUCCGUGUCGCCAAGGUUUUGUGGGUUAUAAGUGUGACAAGUGUGAGCUGAACCACUACCAAAACCCCUUGACCCACCAGUGUGAGGAGUGCCCUGUGUGCUACAGUCUCAUCAGAGACCAGGUGACUAAACUCAAAAGCCAACUGCACAGUUUAGAGAGACUGCUUUCCAUCUAUGACUGCAAGAACUUCAGGCACCGAAUCUACGUGCGUCCGAAUCACGUGCGCCAGCAUCACAGGCUCGAGAAUCACUUGCACGAGCAUCAAGGCGAGGAUUACUUACCCAAUGCGCUGGAGGAGUUUCUGGCCAUCCAAGAGGCACGAGAAGCUUUCAUCAGCCAGUUCACACAGCUGGAAACAUCUGCACAAGCCCUACAGCUGCAGCUGCACGACUUUGCCAGUAUAAUGAACUGCAGCCUCCUGAAGGAAGAAGGAAGCACAAGCAGUGAGGAAGAGAAUAGGACGCCCAAGGCAACAAACGAGUGCAAAGCUCUCGUGGAGACGUUUGCUGCUGUCACAGAAUCACAGGCACAGCUUCAGGAGAUGACCUCGGACCUUAACAGUCUAGUAAUCCCAUUCAUUAUCCCGAAAGGACCGACAGAGUGGAACGCCCUUGUGAAUGAAUCGGAAGCUUUGGUGAAGAGUCAUAAAGAAAUGGCUGCUCAUAUCGAAGGGCUAGCUGGAGAGGCUUUAAAAGUGUCUAACAAAACUUAUUCCGUACUGCUGGAUCUGCUGGAGGAUAACUCAACAGAGCGCCAUUUACAAGCGCUUACUGAGCGGCUAUCAGAGAUGCAGCAGCUGAAAGAGAAUCUCACACGACAGGCGAAUGAGACCCACGCUGCCUACCUGUCAAUGGAGGAGCUGAACAAAGAAGCAGAGGCCAUUUUACAAAACGUUACCUCCACCCUCCCCAACCAGCCCACGGACAUAAAUAACAACCUCCUGAACACAACCGCCGCAGAGGAGCUCAAUGAAGCAGAUAAUACCAUAGCACAGGAUACACAGCUGAUCCAGAGGCUAGACCUGGCCAACAGGACGGCUGAGUUGGAUUUGCUGAUCCAGUCCAAGCAACAGUUGCUAAAUAAGAGCAGAGAGGAGUUAGAACCACGGCUGGAGAAUGCACGCAACAAUCUAAACACCACUGAAGAGUUCCAGCAGCUGACAGCAUUCGCCCAGGGGCUCAGAGAGACAGCCCUUACUUCAGUAGUGGAAGGAAAGAAGAUAGAAUCAGAGGCAUUUUCUCUCCAUAGACAUGCAGAAGGCUUAGAGAAGGAGUGGCCUGUUGUGCGCACUCAGACCCGGGCAGCUCUGAAGCGAGAGGGCGUUGUGGAGGAGAAGAUCCUGACGGAGGUGAAGAAGAAGGUGAGGCAUGCCGAGAGAGUGCUCAGACCUGCGCUGGAGAAUGCGACGCAAGCAAGAGACACAGCGACGCAGGCUCAGAAGACAGCGAAUGCCAUAGCUAAGGAUGCUAAGGCGUCUUUGUCCCGGGGAAAGCAGACGAGGAAGGUGUCUGUUCAACUGAAGACAGCCGUGAAUGCAGCCGUGCAGCAGCUGACAGAGCAGGAGAAUUUAGCUGCUCAUGUGGCAGGAGACGUGCAAGACGAGGCUGAUGUUUCUUUAAAGGGAGUGAUGGGUAGCAUGGAGUCAGCCAAGAGCCAGCUGGAGGGUUUCACACACAUGCUAGCCGAGCUGCUUGGUCAAAUAGAAAGGAAUACAGACGUAGAGAAGUACGACCGCGUGCUGAACGAGACAGCCUCUCGUCUCAAGGUUCUCCGGGGCAGUGUGGAGAGCCCGGCGCUGAACAGGAAGUUCCAGAUGCUCCUUGGAGCCACUGAGGAUCAACAAAAACAGCUGAUGGAGCUUGAAAAGAGUCUGCAGGACAUCCGAGAAGAGCGGGACAGCCUGACUGAUAUCGCCCAGAAUCUGCCGAAAACAUGCCCAGAGAGGAGCUAAAGAGAAGGAACACAAGAGGAUAAGGAAUAUAAACAAUAUAUUUGGCAUACUCUUUCUUAAAUAUUUGAUUUAAAUAUAUUAGCUGGAUGUAGAGGGAGUGGGAGGGAGGUGUGAGAACGAGGAUUCUUCAUGCAGUUCCACAUGUACAAGCUCUAAUAGAAGAUUGGUUUCUGACAUUACAUAUACAGUACAACCAUACACAUUUGAAUUGCGGCGAAUGUAUUAUAAACCAUGCUGAGGUCCAAUAAAAGAGUUCAACGUC